This is a messenger RNA of Cladocopium goreaui, 5180 nucleotides long. The record is from the annotation of a GenBank genome assembly. Lineage: Eukaryota; Dinophyceae; Suessiales; Symbiodiniaceae.
GGCGGUGAGCCAUCGAAGCGGGUUGUGAGAGGGGUGAGAUGUGGUCGAAGCAGAAGUCACCACGCUUCGCAGUCGAGAAACCUGCGAAUCCUAUCGGUCCGGGCUACUACGAUCUUCCCAGCCUUCUGGACGAGCAUUCCGUCACCAUCACGGCCUCCGAGCGUUUCCAGGAACAGAUGCCGGGUGAGACCCCUGGUCCAGGGAGCUACACCCAGGCAGGAAAGGCCGCACGGCCGAAGCAGAGUAAGGAGAACCGGCCUCCGUCGCCUGCCAAGGGUGCGAGCUUGAAGCUGGGGCAAAAGGAGGGAAAGGACGAGUUGCAACAUCAACUUCAAGAGCAGGAACGUCUGCGUGCGCAAGCCGAGCAGCGUGUCAAGCAGUUAACGGCUUCAGCGCAGUCAGUCGCGGCAGAGUUUGCGGAGCUUCGCGGCAAGCAUUUCUCGGUGACUAAAGCGCAGGAAGAGAGCCAAGUGAUCAUCAAGAACCUCCAGCAGUCCUUGAGUCUGGCUGAAGGAAAGGUUCCCCAGCUGGAAAAGAUGCUGUCGGAUGUAGAGGACAAGGACGAGAAAUUGCAGAAGCAGCUGAAGGAGGAGGCACGCCUACGGGCUGAAGCUGAAGCAACGGUGCAGCAGUCCACUGCUGCUGCCGAAUCUGCGGCCAAGGAGUUUGCUGAGCUGCGGGGAAAGCACUUCACCUUGACCCAAGUCCAGGAGGAGAGUCAAGCGGUGAUCCAAAAUCUUCAGCAGUCACUGCGUGCCGCAGAAGACAAGGUGCCCAGCCUGGAGAAGCAGAAGGCAGAAGUUCAGGCACAGCUGGACGCAGCUCGCGCGGAAGUGGACGGCCUGCUGCUCCAGAAGGAACAAAACAAAGUGGAGGUGACGGAUCUCCAGAACUCCCUGCGGCUGGCUCAAGAAGAGGUUCCAAAGUUGCAGGGCCAGCUUGCCGAAGUUGAGGGGCAACUCGCAGCGGCCCUUGCAGAAGUGACUCACCUCAAGGCUGAAAAGGAACUUAGCGAGGCUGUGGUGAAAGACCUUCAGCAAGCGUUGGCUAAAGCCGAAGACCAGGUUCCAGUUCUCGAGAAGCGGCUCGCGGAAGUUGAGGCGCGAAACUGUCAGACCCUUGCAGACCUGGCCGCCGCGGAAGCUGACGGUUCCCAGGUCAAAGAUCUGCAGGAGCAAUUGACUGCUGCUCGUGCUGCGAUGGCAGACUUGGUCACGGACAAGGAAGAGAGCCUUGCGACCAUUAAGAAUCUGCAGGGAUCAUUGAGCCAAGCCCAAGAGCAGGUCCCCCAGCUGCAGAAAGAGCUGCGGGAAGCAGAGGCACGGCUGACCGCCGCCGGCCAUGAUCUUGGGCGCUUGCGCGAGGAGAAGGUUCCGAAGUUGGAAACCCAGCUUCGGGAAGCGGAGGAGCGGCUCACAGCUGCAAGCGAUGACCUCGCACGUCUCAGGGAGGAGAAGGAGCUGCAACAGUCCUUGCGAAUGGCUGAAGAUGAGGCGAACCGCUGCAAGGCGGAGUUGGAGGCGGUGCAAAGCAGCAGCUCCCAGGCGAAGGAUUUGCAGGAGCAGCUGACGGCAGCUCGCGCGGAGAUUGCCGAUGCGGUGAUGGAGAAGGCGGUGGCUCCGAAAGUCGCGGUGGGAAAGAAAGCAGAGGCUGCACGGCCUCUACUAGAAGAUUUCCUGGCAUCAUGUGACUACGUAGGCGCCAUCACCCUCUUGGAGUUCGAACGGAAGGCCCGAGAGGAUCGACCUCAUCUUCUGAUGUGGCUGGCCUACUGCUACUUCCACAAUGGUGACUAUAAGAAGGCCAUCGAUGCCUACGAUGAUGCCAUGCGGAAGGAGAAUGAUUCAAACAUCUACGCCUACAAAGCUUGCUGCUAUUAUGCACUUUGCCAGUAUCAGGAAGCCGAAGAUGAAGCGGCGAAAGCUCCAGAUAGUCAGCUGAAGACCCGCAUCCUCUUCCACACAGCGCACAAAAGAAAUGAUGAACCUGCCAUGAUGAGCCAGCACCAGGCCCUAUCUGACUCCAAAGAGGAUCAGUUGUGCCUGGCGGCGAUUCAGUAUCUGAGGAGUCACUUCCAGGAAGCCACAGAUAUCUACAAGCGCCUACUGGUGGAGGAUCGAGAAGACUGGGCAUUGAACGUUUACAUUGCGUUGUGUUACUAUAAGUUGGACUACUACGACGUUGCCUUAGAGAUUCUUCAGACGUACUUGAGCCAAUAUCCCCAGUCCAUCACAGCCGUGAAUCUCAAGGCCUGUAGUCACUACCAGCUUUACAAUGGUAAGGCGGCGGAGGCUGAGUUGAAGGUCUUGCAGAAUGCCUCAAACAGCGGCAAUAUUUUUCAGGAGCAUGACCUGUUGCAACACAAUCUGGUAGUCUUUCGCAAUGGUGAGAAUGCCAUCCAGGUCCUGCCUCCCUUGCUGGAUAUCAUUCCGGAGGCACGGCUGAAUUUGGUGAUCUAUCAUCUGCGAAAAGAUGAGGCGACGGAGGCUUUUGCGCUCAUCAAGGACUUAGAGCCGUCAGUCCCAAGGGAGUACAUCCUGAAGGGUGUGGUCUUUGCAGCCUUGGGACAAAAGACAGGCUCAAGAGAUCACUUGAAGAUGGCACAGCAGUUGUUUCAGUUGGUCGGCGCAUCAGCGUCUGAGUGCGACACCAUCCCUGGGCGACAGUGCAUGGCGUCGUGUUUCUUUUUACUUCGUCAGUUUGAAGACGUGCUGGUCUACUUGAAGUCCAUCAAGCAGUACUUCACCAAUGAUGACGACUUCAACUGGAAUUAUGGUAUCGCUUGUGCAGCUGCCGGCGACUACAAAGAGGCCAAGGAGGCCUUGCUGUCGGUGCAGAAUGAGAAGAGCAGAACUGAGUUCUGUUACCUGAGCUGGUUGGCGCGCUGCUACAUCAUGAGCAAUGAGCCCUCCCUCGCUUGGGAGGCCUAUGUUCGGAUGGACACCAGCAAUGAGUCUUUCAAUUUGCUCCAUCUGAUUGCCAACGACUGCUACAAGAUGGGCCACUUCUAUUAUGCAUGCAAGGCCUUUGACGUGCUCGAGAGAUUAGAUCCUGAUCCCGAAUUCUGGGAAGGAAAACGCGGAGCUGCUGUGGGCGUCUUUCAGCGAGUGGUGGCUCGCAAGGAGUCGCCAGAUAAGCUGCAAGAUGUGGUGAACCUCUUAAGAAGUUCCCAGAAUUCGCAGGUUGAGUACAUCAUCAACAAGGUCAUGAAGAAGUGGGCCAAGGCUAUUCCUUCAGCCAGGGUGGCGGAACGCGCGUAUCACUCCCGAAAAAAGUGGCUACGACUGGAGCUGAUAAGAACGCCCGUCUCUGGCCAGGAACAAAUGAAGACUGACCUCGAGAAAUUGAGGUUCGCUGAGAUCAACGCCAACAUGACGAAGAACGCCAAGGAGCGCGCGGAAGCGCAGCUGCGGGAGGCAAAACAGGACCUGGAGCAUUGGCGCUCCAAGGCCUUGAGCUUUGAGCGAGAUGAAGACCGGAUGAAGAGACAGGAGGAGGAUGUUUGUCGCUUGGAGAGGGAGGUGAAGGAAUUACACGAUCAAAAUCUGCAGCUCCUCACCACCUUCCAGCAGUUCAAGAGUGAAUGGGAAGUGAUGCGAGCUGAGAAUCAGAGCUUGCAGGAAACCUUAGCGAUGUCCGAGAUGAGUCUUGAUCGAGCCAGUGAGGAAAAGGCGCAGAUCAUGGGCCAUGUGAAUCCAAAGUUGGGUGCCUCAGAUCUUCCUUCAGGAAGCUUAUCUGUCCCAGGGGUCGGCCCGCGAUUCACCGUGCUGUGCCGCCCGGCCGGCGGUGCUGAUGCGGCUCGAGCCGAGCCCCGGACGUCGGAGUUUGCUGCGGCAGUGGUUUGGCUGCUUGUCAUUGGCGCAGAAAGUGCGAGAGAGCUGCAGGGAACCAUCCAGAAUGGCUGGUCUUCUGUGCAACUCGGCCCCAAGGAUAGAGACGAGCGUUGUGAGGCCAAGCUUACGGUGGUGCUGCGGCCGGGCGGAGGCCAGAACUGCAUUGACGAGGUGAACUCGGAAGUGAUUUUCAUCAGUGUGGGCGAACCAAACAAGAAAGGGCGCGCCAACUCUGAGUUGCUGGGAUUCGUUGCAAGUAUUCUGGAGCUGAAAGAGGACCAGGUCAAGCUGGAAGACAACGUGAGCAGCAAGAGUAAGACUGUCCUCCUGUGUGGAUUGCAGCAUGACAAGCGCAGCCUCAUUUGGCAGCUCCAAUCGAAGGUGGGACAGAAGCACCCCGCUCGCUUUGCAGCGGAGAAAGCCAAUGCUGCCCUGAGAGAAGAAGAUGUCUCCUCGAAGCGACGGAAGGCGGAGCAAAGUGAAUAUCGUCGAUUGCAAGAGGAGGCUGACGCCGACGCCGUUUCGGCCGCUGCGGCCCAAGCUUCCCCGUACGCGGAGAAGGUGUUGUCGCGACCCACGUUGCCUCGUGGUAUGCGUGUUCGAAGGCCCGGUGAGCCUGACAUGGAGUUUCCCGAAGCACCGCCAGAGCAGCCGCCAGAGCCGCCGGAGCCAGGCAUGGCUGAGACGGGUGGAGAAGGCGGCGGAUUGCAAGGCUUGGCCAACUACAGCUCUGAGGAGAGCGAGGACGGGGAGGAAAACCCAGUUGGGGUUGGUAGGAUGAAAGUGAAGAGAGCUGAGCAUCGCUUCGUCAGUGCCCACGUGGCCCACGUGCAGAAGAUCCGCCACAUGGUCAACCUCAAGGAGGAGAACAAAGAACUGCGAGAGCAAUUAAAGAAGGCCAAACAGCGCAUCACGCAGCUGGGCGUGUCGCGCAAGGGCGAAGGUUUAUUGGAAGCUCUGGCUUGCUUCUCCCAUGGCCGGGGCCUAGGUGCCGACCAGCUCUCCAUCCCGGCCAGCGCUUGUCCGGAGACGCCGGGCCCGGCCUCUGUGCGAGGCGAAGCCCGAACACCUCGACGGCCGACCACACCGAGUCGCAAGGCAUCGCCACGCCGGGGCAAUCUUCAAGAGGAGGAGUACCAAGCAUGGCUGGCUGAGGAAGAACGUCGGCGUCAGAUGCAGGAGCGUGCCGUCGAGCGUGUACAGACGGAUUUCCAGCAUUUCAUCGCUUUGAUUGAGAGGGCGGUGCUCUCGGAUUCCGGAGCCGAAUCUCCGAACCCCGCAGCAUUGCUCGAACGCCUGCGUGCGGUGGUGCAUCCGGGAGAUUCUGGAUCGGCCCGCGAUCCUUGA